Molecule: messenger RNA, 2077 nt
Organism: Drosophila obscura
Lineage: Eukaryota; Metazoa; Arthropoda; Insecta; Diptera; Drosophilidae
Gene: rau
Exons: 4
Coding region: 606-1931 (441 amino acids)
Biological process (GO): positive regulation of fibroblast growth factor receptor signaling pathway; positive regulation of epidermal growth factor receptor signaling pathway; signal transduction
Source: RefSeq, a predicted model, not a curated record
CUCAAAUCGCUUCAAAACAUUGCCGAGUGCGGUUCGUUUUUUCUUUCGUCGCCGCUUGCCUACGUUCUUGUCAUUGUCGGUGUCGCUGCACUGCUUUAACGGUACAUCAGAAGCUUAUCAAAACUGCACGCGAAACUGAAAGUGUAACGAAAACGAAUAUUUGGGGGACAAAAAAAGUGAUCAAAGAAUACUGCUAAUCAAAACUGUGACUAAAAGGGCAUAUCGAGAAAUCACUGCACCUGUUUCCUGUACAUCUGUGCGGUUGCUCAAGUGUCGCGGCUCCCCUGCGUACCCCAUGCGGCACGUACGCACCUUUGGCUAUGGCUACGCAUAAAAAUGCGGCGUGUAUGUAAAACAAAGUGAAGUGCGCUCGUUGAUAACUUAAUGCAAACCGAAGGGCCAUAAAAAGCGAAGCAACAACAACAAGAAGUUAGAGGAGACGACGGCCUUGUGUUUGUGGACUUGUUCUUCUGCGCUUUUUUUAUUCUUCGAGCCAUCCAUCAAAGUCAGAGGCGGCACUAAAAAUCUUGGGAUUACACACCAUACCAUACCAUACAGCGUGAACCUAUUUGGAUAUAAAACUCUCUCUCUCAUCCGCUCUCAAGAUGCUGAAGCACGUACAAAUCUCACCGCUGCGCAAUCGGUCCGAUUCCGUGUCGCUGCGUUCCUCGAGCAUUGCCUCCUCGUGCGCCAGUUCCAUGUGCGGCAGUCCAGAGCCACCCACGGAUCUGCAGCGCACACCCUCGCGUGCCUCCAGUUACUCCAGCCUCAAUGAGCAGGUGCCACAGACCACCAUCAAAGUGUACACCAACUGCCUGAAGAUCGACAUUGAGUACAAGACACUGGGCAUACAGUGGGACACCACCAGCAAGGAGGUCAUAGCCAUGCUGCUCAGACGCUUGAAGAUGCGUCAUCGGGAUCCGCGUCUCUUCUACCUCUCCAUGGAGGUGGCCGUGCGUCGGGCGGGCGUGAAGACCAUUCUGGUGCUGGACGAGGACACCCGUCCGGCCAUCAUGCAGGCCUGUCAUCCCAAGGGCGAGUCCCGCUUCUGCCUGCAGCUGAAGGCCGGCGGACUGAUCCGUGUGCACACGUCGGCGCUGCAGCCCACUUCCCAGUACAAGUCGCUGGUCAUCAGCGAGGAGACAAACAGCGACGAGCUGCUGCAGCUGCUGCUGGGCUGCUACAGCUCGCUGGAGCCCGUCGAGAACUUCUCGCUGUACGAGGUGUGUCCCGGCCAGGAGUGCCAGCGGAAAUUGCAUCCCGAUGACCUGCCGCUGCGCGUGCAGGCGGAGCGGAUGAAGCGGGGCGAGAAUUGCCACUUCCUUGUGCGUCGCACCCCCAACUAUGCCCGGCGCCGCCAGCUGUUGGCCAACCUGAACGAGGCCAUCAACCAGAGCUUCGAGAACGAGGCCGCCCUGGCCACCGGCGCAGCUGUGGAUGAUGCGACCAGCCUGCUGGAGCUCUCUUUGGAGUCCGAGCUGUCGCUGUCGGAGGAUCUGCGCAGCUGCAGCAGCAGCAGCGAGGAUGCCGAGGACGAGGAUGAGUGCGCCAGCAGUUCCGGCUCCUCGGACAACUCCACAGAAUGCGCUCUGCGCCGCGACUUCUAUCCGCGUCCCACAUCCAUGGCCGCCUCGCCCACGCCGGCGCCCGUCGGUGUCGCAUCGGUGUCUCCGGCCCGCGCCUACAGUCCGGUGUACAACAUCCGCGAGAUACGCACGGCCUCGCACUCGUUCUCCUCGCUGGGCAAGGACAAGAAGCUGCUGGACAUUCACAUGAAUGCCCGCUACGGCCCAGCCGGCAUCUACAGCCGACUGCUGCCCGUGGCCGAGACGGAGGUGCUGGACCUGAACGGCAAUGCCACCUCGAAGCUGUCGGCGGAGGCUGUCAACAACAAUCCGGCCAAGGGCUUGGGACACUUUGUCUAUCUGUAGCGCGAGGAUUAGUCAACCUGUAAAUAGAGAGCUAAAUAUCAACUAGGAAUACGCGUACUAGCACUUAAACUAAGUAACCAAGGCACCAAGACGUUGAAAGCCUCCAAAAAAGUAGAAAACAAAACGAUUACCGUUUGGACCAAAGA